Glycine soja is the source of this 3218-nucleotide messenger RNA. RefSeq names its product LRR receptor-like serine/threonine-protein kinase GSO1. The coding region runs from base 109 to 3099 and encodes 996 amino acids. Lineage: Eukaryota; Viridiplantae; Streptophyta; Magnoliopsida; Fabales; Fabaceae. The transcript has a single exon. The record is from RefSeq and is a predicted model, not a curated record. Gene Ontology annotation, molecular function: protein binding.
UGAACCUGUAUGUAUAAUUGUUGUUCAUCAUUUCUUCCAUCACUUAUGGGUCCUAUAUUAAAACCCUGCAUAACUUGAGCAUUUCUUAACUUUUUUCUCCAUUCCUUUAUGUAUGGAAUUAGCCUCCCAAAACAUACCCUUUGGACCAUUUUGUCUUGUGUCAGAUUAUUUAUCAUGAAGCUCAUAUUGAUCAAACAUUCCGCUAUGGAUUCCAUUUACAUGUGCCAUUUCAUUCUACUACUGACCAUAGUGUGCACUGUUGUUGUUGCAACUCUAGGAGAUAACACAUCAGAAUCCUACUGGCUUCUAAGAAUUAAAUCAGAACUGGUUGAUCCAUUAGGAGCCCUGAGAAACUGGUCUCCAACAACAACUCAAAUUUGUAGCUGGAAUGGACUAACAUGUGCACUUGAUCAGGCACGUGUUGUAGGCCUUAAUUUGUCUGGCUCAGGACUAUCAGGUUCCAUUUCAGGAGAGUUCAGCCACCUCAUUUCUCUUCAAUCACUUGAUUUGUCUUCAAACUCCCUCACAGGCUCAAUCCCUUCUGAACUUGGGAAGCUUCAAAAUCUAAGAACACUUCUGCUUUACUCAAAUUAUCUCUCUGGUGCCAUUCCUAAAGAGAUAGGUAAUUUGAGCAAGUUGCAAGUUCUUAGACUAGGAGAUAACAUGUUGGAAGGUGAAAUAACACCUAGUAUUGGCAACUUGAGUGAGUUGACAGUGUUUGGUGUAGCCAACUGCAACUUAAAUGGAAGCAUACCUGUUGAGGUUGGUAAGUUGAAGAAUCUUGUGUCUCUUGAUUUGCAAGUGAACAGUCUUAGUGGUUACAUACCUGAAGAGAUUCAAGGCUGUGAAGGGCUCCAAAAUUUUGCAGCAUCAAACAACAUGCUUGAAGGAGAAAUACCCUCCUCUUUGGGGUCUCUCAAAUCAUUGAGAAUUCUGAACCUGGCCAAUAACACUCUAUCAGGAUCAAUUCCUACCUCUUUGAGUCUUCUCUCCAAUUUGACAUACCUGAAUUUGCUUGGAAACAUGUUAAAUGGUGAAAUUCCUUCAGAGCUUAACAGUUUGAGCCAGCUACAGAAGCUUGACUUAUCCAGAAACAGCCUUUCUGGUCCACUAGCCCUCCUCAAUGUCAAAUUACAGAAUCUUGAAACUAUGGUUCUGUCUGAUAAUGCUUUAACAGGUAGUAUUCCAUAUAACUUCUGCCUCAGAGGUUCUAAACUUCAGCAACUGUUCUUAGCUAGGAAUAAGCUUUCUGGAAGAUUUCCCUUGGAGCUUCUCAACUGCAGCUCAAUCCAACAGGUGGACCUUUCUGAUAACAGUUUUGAAGGUGAACUUCCAUCAAGCCUGGACAAGCUACAGAACCUCACAGAUCUUGUGCUCAACAACAACAGCUUCAGUGGAUCUCUACCUCCAGGAAUUGGAAACAUUAGUAGCUUGAGAAGCCUUUUCUUGUUUGGUAACUUUUUCACAGGAAAACUCCCUGUGGAGAUUGGAAGGCUUAAGAGGUUGAACACCAUUUACCUCUAUGAUAACCAGAUGUCUGGACCUAUACCAAGAGAGUUAACAAACUGCACAAGAUUAACUGAAAUUGACUUCUUUGGAAACCAUUUUUCUGGUCCCAUUCCAAAGACUAUAGGUAAGCUAAAGGACUUAACUAUUCUCCAUUUAAGGCAAAAUGAUCUGUCAGGUCCAAUCCCACCAAGCAUGGGGUACUGUAAAAGGCUUCAGUUAUUGGCCUUAGCAGAUAACAAGUUGUCAGGUUCCAUACCCCCCACAUUCAGUUACCUUUCACAAAUUAGAACCAUUACCCUUUACAACAACUCCUUCGAAGGACCACUACCCGAUUCCCUCUCUCUUCUUAGAAACCUUAAAAUCAUAAACUUUUCCAAUAACAAGUUCAGUGGAAGUAUCUUUCCUCUGACUGGUUCAAAUUCUCUCACUGUUUUGGACUUGACAAACAACAGCUUCUCAGGUUCCAUCCCUUCUAUUCUAGGCAACUCCAGAGAUCUCACGCGUCUCAGACUUGGAAACAAUUAUCUCACAGGAACCAUUCCUUCUGAACUUGGCCACCUCACUGAGCUAAACUUCCUUGAUUUGUCAUUCAACAACUUGACAGGACAUGUGCCACCUCAACUCUCAAACUGCAAGAAAAUUGAACACCUUCUACUGAAUAAUAACAGAUUGAGCGGGGAAAUGUCGCCUUGGCUGGGAAGCUUACAAGAACUUGGUGAGCUGGAUCUCUCAUUCAACAACUUUCAUGGAAGGGUUCCUCCUGAGCUUGGUGGCUGCUCAAAGUUGCUUAAGCUUUCUCUCCAUCACAACAAUCUCUCGGGUGAAAUCCCGCAAGAGAUUGGAAACCUUACUUCACUCAAUGUCUUCAACUUGCAAAAGAAUGGUCUCUCUGGCCUCAUUCCAUCAACAAUUCAGCAAUGCACCAAGCUGUAUGAGAUAAGGCUCUCAGAGAACUUCCUCUCAGGUACUAUACCAGCUGAACUAGGAGGGGUUACUGAGUUACAAGUCAUAUUGGACUUGAGUAGAAACCACUUUUCUGGUGAGAUUCCAUCAUCUCUUGGAAAUCUCAUGAAGCUAGAAAGACUUGAUCUUUCCUUUAACCAUCUUCAAGGACAAGUUCCUCCUUCACUUGGUCAACUUACCAGCCUGCAUAUGCUAAAUCUCUCAUAUAACCAUCUUAAUGGCCUCAUUCCCUCAACCUUUUCAGGGUUCCCAUUAAGCUCCUUUCUGAACAAUGACCACUUGUGUGGCCCUCCACUAACAUUGUGCUUGGAAGCUACGGGGAAGGAGCGAAUGCAGCUAUCAAACGCACAAGUAGCAGCAAUCAUAGUAGCCAUUGUCCUUACUUCCACCCUGAUAUGCUUAGUAAUGUUGUAUAUAAUGUUGAGAAUCUGGUGCAACUGGAUAAAGGUAGCUGUUUCAAGUGAAGAUGGUGGCAUGGUUGAGCAGCAGAAGACAAGAAAUGGAGAGUACUGGAAUAUGAAUUCUCCUGAGUUGUUUCCUUCACCAGAUAAACAAAUUUCGCCAACAAUUUGCAUUUGCAGUCUCAAAAUUGAUGCAGAAGCCCAGGAAAAUACCUUGGUCAGAUAAUAAAACGUACUUGUUUGUAAAUUGUAAUUUUGUUUUUCUGAGUAAAUAAUGAUGUAAUCUAUGGCUAUAUACUGCUAUUUAUGGAAUGUACAGCACCCAGUCAUGCAUAGUUUCAGUAA